UGAAGCUGACUGCACUAGCGGCGUUGUGCAGCUACGAGACCGGCCACAAGAAGACACAGUACUUUAUGAUACAUUCUGAAUUAUAAAUACGGAUUUUGUGGGUUAUCAUAAAAAAACUACUGGCAUUUAAUCGUGUCCUAUCUGUGUCAAUGUCUCUUAGCCUACUUGCCCAGCAGACGACAUGUUUUCAGUGAGGCCAAGUUCGCUUCCCAGAUCCAGAUAACCAGCGGAGAUCAGGCCUGGAAGAUAGAACCAGCACAGACCCAUAGAGAGGGAGGUCAGAGCCAGGACAGAGCCCAGAAGGAAGGAGGAGAAAGGUCAAAAAGAGGGAGUCUGGACGGUCGGACGAGGGGAAGAAGAGAUCCAGGGAUUAGGGGCUAAUCCAGGCCACAACCAAUCCCCAAAGAAGUCCCCCCUUUUUGCUUCUGAAAACACAGACAGCCGCCCGGAUUACUACAUUAAACGUAUUACCUUUUAGAGACUUAACAUAACAGGGUUUGGUUUCAGCCCUGCUCAGAUGCCUGGAUAUGCGUACCUCUGAAAACAAAUGACCAGAAGGAGAGGAGGAGGAGGACAGGGCAGGGGGCAGAUGCUGGGACAUAUAGGAGACGUAUAGGAGACAUAUAGGAGACGUAUAGGAGACGUAUAAGAGACAUAUAGGAGAUGUAUAGGAGACGUAUAGGAGACAUAUAGGAGCGUGCCUUAUAGACGGGUGGGGAUAAACCUCUGCGCUACAGCUGUGUCUGCAGGAGUCAGACCAAAGGUCAACUAAGUGGCCCUCAAUCUCUCUCUUUCCAAGCCCCUUCGAGUCUGGUAAGGACAGACUCGACCCCCACUGAGCGUGGGCCAAAGAUCCUCCGACUGAAACAGGAUUACAGUAGAGCAGAGCUCCAGGCCCUUCUGUUAGUAAAGUAUGAUGGGGUCAAGAUACCUCUCCUCCUCUUGAAAUACAUGAUUGAAACUGAGGAGUGUCUGCUUCACAUUCACACACAGGCUGAGAAGGGCAUGAUUGCUUUUGCCUCUGCGGCUCACAGUCACACAGGAGAGUUAGUAAGAGAUGUUGAGGUAGUGGCGUGAACUCUGACUGUAUGAAGUCUGGUUAUGACUGUCUGGUUAGUGCUCUCUAGAGGUUCAACAUCACACCUAAUAGAAGUCUGGUGAGUAAACCCCUGGUACUGCUCUUGCUCCUCUGGUCUGUGGUGUGAGGUGUGCUUCCUCCCUCUGCGGCUCCCAGCUGCCCCUCUUAAAACGCCAGCAAGUCGAGACCUAGAGAGAACCUGGGACUGUAGUUAGGAGCAAAUUGAAAGUCUGCUUUAACCGUGACACAAUUCCAUUCAGAAGUCUGUUCCAAGUCAUUAAUAAAGCCAGGCUAUUGCGCGUGGGAGGGCCUCUGCAGUGGAAAGCACUUAAAAGAACCAGAAGACCUUGUCAGUGUACUCUACACUAUCAAAAUAUUUCGGAAAGCGAUAUCCAUUACUCCACUGGUUAAAGAUAACACAGGAAAAUGAUUUGCCCGUCUCCUGCCAGCGUUGACCCACUGGUGUAUUUUGUGCAAUUAAAGUCAGAUAAGUGAUUUUCUUUGCUGACUUUUGUCAGUAUUUUGUGCACUUUUGGCCCUGCGUUUUUAUCUGGUGGAACAAACUUUGCAUGUUUGUAUACGAGGUUUCUGCUGCUGGUGAAAUCAGUUUGAAGUGCUGAAUGAGGGUCCCUACCCUGCUCUUAAAGACGGAUAAAACAAGUAUUUCAGUGAAAUAUGACGUGAUAUGAUUAAUUAGCCCUCACGUUGUAGCAAGACACAGGACGAGAGAGAAACAAAAUACCCUGAAACUCCCAGAAAAACCAGGCUGACGUUUAAUUUGUUCACGAGAGCAGCGACAGGAGAGUUACUGUGGUCUAAAUUUAGAAAGUUCCAGAACAAUGGACUUUGGAACCCGGAACUUUGAUGUCUAACAGAAGGGCAGGGUCUGUAGAAAAAGCUGAUCCAGUUACUCUCUAACUGAAUGUUCCAGUUAGUGAAGUGUUCUGCCAGACCCCUACCUGGUUCUAUGUCAAUACACCAAAUCAAUCUCUAGCAAAGAAAGUCCCCUCAGAAUACCUAGACUGUUGUUAUAGCUGAAUCUGAGCCUCUCCUAGAUGGAGAAUCAAAUACAUUUUUUGUGCUUCAUUUUAAUAAAUGGUUCCAGUGUACAACCGCAGGAGGGAUAUUUGCAGCUGGUACUGGGCUUCUUCCUGAGCUGAUGUUUUAUAAACCCAAAGCCCAAAAGAACUGUCGAGCCCAGCGUCUCUGACCACACUCAAACUGGAGGCGGAUUCCAGGAACUGAACGGCAUACUUUUCUCCUCCAUUUCUCUCCACUUAAUCCAGCUGGAUAUGGAUGACAACAAACAGCAGCAAAUGGGACUGAAAUUGCAAACAGCACAUGAUAACAAGAUAAUACAAUAGAUUUCUCCAUUACUGAGGUUGACCCUACAAAACCUGAUGUUGAAAUUCUAUUCAAAACCUAAACGAUCACGAUCAUUACUUUUGAGACACACAAUCCCCCUGGGAGUAUUUCUAAAGCAACUCUCCAGUAACAGUUUCUCUAAAGAUAUUUGAAACUAAAUUUUCAUCCCAUUUUUUAGAGGACUUAAAGGGAUUUUUGUCAUUUUUAGAAGACCGUACCCUUGGCCAUCACCAUGAACCUGGGGAAGAUCCCUGGGCUGAAGGGCCUGGUGGCCGGCUCUCAGGGGAAACGUCGUUUCAAAGGUGACCUCACCCUGGACAUGAUCAGUCCGCCGCUGGGGGACUUCCAACAUACCAUGCACGUGGGCCGCGGAGGGGACGUGUUCGGGGACACCUCGUUCCUCAGCAACCAUGGGGGGGCCACCAACGGAAACGGGGAUGCUGAUUCUGUCACAAGCCCUGACAACAAGAUUGGGGCGUUCUUCUCUCGGACCCUCCGGCGUGUUCGGAAGACACCAGAGCGUCCCAGGGGAGGAUCCAAGGACCUGUCCCCGCCACCCCCUCCCAUAUCCCCCAUUAUCAAGAAUGCAGUGUCCCUCCCCCGACUGGAUGUGGACUCACCAAACGGCUGCCCUGCUAAAAACCUCUUCCCCGCCUCUCCUACCUCCCUGGAGGAGACCACUUAUGGUUAUGGUUUGGAGUCAGGUUUCGCCACUCUGCCCCGCCUCUCCCGUUCAGCAGAGCGUCAGUCGCAACAGGGAGGAUCUAUUUCCUGUACCCCCAAUGCCCACGGCUGCUCGCUCACCGAUGUCUCCGCCCUCCUGAAGUCCUCCGCAUACCCCACCCUGACUUCUGACCCCGGUCACAUGACAAAGUAUGAGUCCCUGACCUCCAUGGCCUCCUUCACCUUUGACCUGGGGCCCUCCCUCAUGAGCGAGGUGUUCGGUUUGAUUGACAGCCCUAACGGCCACCUAGAGCCCAGCCAUGCCUGGGUGGCAGAGGAGCCAAGCGGUUCUGCAUUUGUGUUUGUGACCAAUGAAGGCUCGGAGAUGGACUCGGAAAUGGAUGCCACCACUGCCUCAUUGGUGGAUUCUCUGCUUCGAGAAGACUGUAGCAGCAGGAAGAGUCCAUAUGGGAUGGAGUGGGAAGAGGAGGAAGAGGAGGCUAGGAGAAUGGAGAUGAAUGGAGGUGGGCAGCAUCUUAAAGGGGCGGUGCCUGAUUUAGUGAUGGGCUCCCCAUCUAGACAGAGGCCUGCUAUGGAGAGUGAGAGGUUCCAGGGUGCCACUGAUGUGCUGGGGGUGCUCUACGGAGUUGGAGGGACCCUGAAGGGGCAGCAGAGGAUGGAUCUGGAGGGAGAGGUGACCAUGGGCCAGACCAUGAAGAAAACACCUUACAUCUGCAUUACCCCUGAUGAGGAGGAGGAAAUCAAAGUCUGAACAGAACCGACAGACUAAAUGGACAACAAUUAUUUUAACCAGUAGUACCUACUACAGAUGGGAUUGGGAUUAUUGCUUAAUUCCUUGUAAAUACUUUUGUUUUAAGAAAAAACAUUUUUUCCAUCAAUGAGGAUAGCUUUUUGAGCUGAGUCACCCUUGAACCCUUCUUCAUCAUAUUCUAAUAUUCAUUGGAGAAAUUGAAUUUUAUAAGUCGUCAGAAGACGACUUGUUGAAAGAUUAUGGAGGCUGACAGUUCCCCAAGCGAACAUACUGUAUGGAAGGAGCUUGAACAGGCUAAUAAUAGCUUUUAAAAGAGGUCACUGGAACCAGUAGCGAACAAAGAGAUGGGGUAGAAAGUGUCAGAGUGUACCAGAGAAAGUGGUCGUUGGACACAGAGGAGUUACCAUGGAAACACUAAAGAUGUUGCUCAACAGUGUGUAAGUCUGUUAACAGCUGGUUAUAUAUAGUCAGUUUGGACUUCCUGAGCAAAAUGCUCAAUGUGUGACUUCAUAGAACUAUUCAAGGCAACAGGCAGGACACAAAGAUGAAGCAGUAGCCAUUUCUAGCCAUUCAAACACUACACCAAGAGAGAGAUCUUAAGUCUUAGAACAUAACGUUAACUACAGGAAAACAAUCAUAUUUUGACUGGUGCUUACACUUUUUAUUGGUCUACAGAUACAGUGUGAAGCACAAACCCUGAGAAAUGUACUCAGAAGUUAAAUAGAAUAAGGUAAUUUUGUACAAUGUUGUAGUAUAAGUAUAAUGUUUGGACAGUAUGUUUGUUAAUUCACAUAUUAACAUCAUACUCCAUUUCGAAAUGUUUCUCAAAUUCAUUAUGGGUCUAACUCAUAUUGCUUUUUGAAUUGAUAGUCACCUGCUUGUCUACUAUUCUGUCAACUAAUGGUUGAAUCCUCUUUUUAAAGCAGUGUCUUAUAUCCAUAUAACUGUGCUGCUGUUGACACCAAUGAUAUUUCUAUAAUGAUAAUAAUAAAUGCAAUAAAAUGUUUUUAAUUAGCAUUAAUACUUUAUUUACAUAUCUGAAAACAUACUGUACUACAAAACAGCUCUAAAUAAAUCACAACACAUCAUGCAUAUACAGAGGCUUCAAAGACUACUCACAUCCCUCGUAUUCCAGACACAACAAUCUCACCCAUCUACAUCUACACCAUAAGGACAAAGUGAAAAUAUGAUUUUAGAAAUGUUUGCAAAUGUAUUGAGAAUGAAAUACAGAAAUAUUGAAUUUA
Messenger RNA from Oncorhynchus nerka (sockeye salmon), 5122 nucleotides. RefSeq names its product cdc42 effector protein 1-like. Lineage: Eukaryota; Metazoa; Chordata; Actinopteri; Salmoniformes; Salmonidae. The coding region runs from base 2676 to 3878 and encodes 400 amino acids. Gene Ontology annotation, cellular component: cytoplasm; membrane. The transcript is spliced from 3 exons. The record is from RefSeq and is a predicted model, not a curated record. Gene Ontology annotation, biological process: positive regulation of actin filament polymerization; positive regulation of pseudopodium assembly; regulation of cell shape. Gene Ontology annotation, molecular function: small GTPase binding.